Arvicanthis niloticus (Nile rat) is the source of this 2277-nucleotide messenger RNA. Lineage: Eukaryota; Metazoa; Chordata; Mammalia; Rodentia; Muridae. The record is from RefSeq and is a predicted model, not a curated record.
GGGAGCCAUCGGCAGCCGGCAAGGCGGAGGCACUGCCGGGCGAUGCCCCGACUCUCCGCCGCCGCCUCGGCCUCCUCCUGCGCCGGGGGCUCGGAGCUGCGGAGCUGCGGUGAGAUGUCUGCAAAGUUCCGGGAGGCAGCGGCCGCCAACUCCCCGCUGUCCCGCCGCGGCGCCUUUUGUGCGAGGCAAAAGGAUUCUUGUGGAAGAUGGAGCUGUGUCCAUUUUCCAGAAUGUGUAUCCGAGCCCAUCAGUGGAACCUGACCUGACAGCACUGUAUGGAAAUGCCCAAAGAGGACCCACAUUUCUGCCUGAACCUGCCAUCCUCCUAAAAACAUGGUUGUCUUGGGAGUGUUGACUGCUCCGGCAGUGUUGACUGCACCCCAUACUGGGACAUCCAACACAACAUUUGUAGUCUACGAAAGCUCCCAUGUGAAUAUUACGGCCCCUCUACCAUUUCAGCAUCCUAGCACCGGUCCACUGCUUAGAUACAGUCUUGAAACCAUGACUAGCACCGGAUUUAGUUCCUUGGCAGUGAACAGCACAGCUGUGACCCCAACACCAGCAGUUUUUAAGAGCCUAAACUUAGCUCUCCAGAUCAUCCUUUCGGCUCUAAUGAUAUUUAUUCUCUUUGUAUCUUUCCUUGGAAACUUGGUUGUUUGCCUCAUGGUUUACCAGAAAGCCGCCAUGCGUUCUGCAAUUAACAUCCUUCUUGCCAGCCUGGCUUUUGCAGACAUGCUACUUGCAGUACUGAACAUGCCCUUUGCCCUGGUAACUAUUCUUACUACCAGAUGGAUAUUUGGGAAAUUCUUCUGCCGGUUGUCUGCAAUGUUUUUCUGGCUGUUUGUGAUAGAGGGAGUGGCCAUCCUACUCAUUAUUAGCAUCGAUAGGUUCCUGAUCAUUGUCCAGAGGCAAGAUAAGCUAAAUCCAUACAGGGCUAAGGUCCUCAUUGCAGUCUCCUGGGCAACUGCUUUUUCUGUAGCUUUUCCUUUGGCUGUGGGGAACCCUGAUCUGCAGAUACCUUCCAGAGCCCCACAGUGUGUGUUUGGGUACACAACCAAUUCCGGAUACCAGGCUUAUGUGAUUUUGAUCUCACUCAUUUCCUUCUUUAUACCUUUCCUAGUGAUAUUAUAUUCAUUUAUGGGCAUCCUCAACACCCUUCGGCACAAUGCCUUGAGGAUUCAUAGCUACCCAGAAGGGAUAUGCCUCAGCCAGGCCAGCAAACUCGGUCUCAUGAGUCUACAGAGACCCUUCCAAAUGAGCAUCGACAUGGGCUUUAAAACACGUGCCUUCACCACCAUUUUGAUCCUCUUUGCCGUUUUCAUUGUCUGCUGGGCCCCAUUCACCACCUACAGCCUUGUGGCGACCUUCAGUAAGCGCUUCUACUAUCAGCACAACUUCUUUGAGAUUAGCACCUGGCUACUGUGGCUCUGCUACCUCAAGUCUGCGUUGAACCCACUGAUAUACUACUGGAGGAUUAAGAAGUUUCAUGAUGCCUGCUUGGACAUGAUGCCCAAGUCCUUCAAGUUCUUACCACGGCUCCCUGGUCACACAAGGCGACGGAUUCGCCCUAGUGCCGUCUACGUGUGUGGGGAACAUCGGACGGUGUUGUGAAUACCUGAACUCUUGAGACAUAGCGAGUGAUUAUGGUUCUUGAUUGACUGAGAUUUUUUUUUCAUAUGGCUUCUAAAGUUUUAAUGGUUUUUAUAGUGUGUGUGCGUGUGUGUGGGCGUUAAAACGAGUGGUAAAUACUUUGAUCCUGAAACCAAGGAUAUACUAUAAGAAAGUGGUCACAUAUGUUUACCUCCAGGUUAAGAAAAUUUUAGAAUGUGUGUGUCAGGGGUGGAUUUUGUUAGUUCAGUUGACUGGUUUUAUUUUUGUAGCAUGAAUCAGGAUUGUGCUUCGUUGACCCUGCAGUUAACUUGAAUUGUAGGUGGUUUUUAUGCUGCUGAGGUAAGCUUGGUUGAGUUGAUCAAUUCCUUUUCCUCUCCUACAAGCCACUGCUGCUCCUUGCUAUCCUAUCGGAGUCAAAUACCUCUGCCUUUCAGUUGGCAGAUAUUUAGUCUUAUUUAAAAACAAAACCCAAGGAGGUUAGUGGCGGUUUUUAAAGGUUAUUACAGUUUACUUUGGAGCACUUUAAGAGACAAUGUACAGAUUCGUUCAGUUGUAUUUCUUAGAAUCGUUUUUAAUACAUGACCUGUUGUGUGGUGGGAGAUAUGGGCUCACGAUGUCCAGGUAGAUAGCUUUUAUUAAAAAAUGUUUUAGCUGCAUGUACAAUUU